CCCAAAUACUUAUCGAUAUUUUAUAUUAUACCAUACCUAGCUAGCUUUUAAAUAUUAAGUUACUUAUUAACAGCGAAAAUGCUCGGGAAUCUGAAAGUUUUCAAAAGUGUCUUAGCGACGGAGAAAGCAAUUCAAUUGUUAAAUGGUGGCACAAAACUAAUUAACAGAAAGAGUCAUGUUGUAUCAUAUCGAAGUGCACCACCGCCUCACUCAAAGGCAACUAGGAUUGGCGCUGUAGCAGUUGGAGGAGCCAUGUGGUGGUGGGUAAUUUGGCACCUUUGGCAUGAGCCAGAUCACAUUACCGGAGAGUUCGAUUACCCAAAUGCUGCAAAAUGGUCCAAUUUCCAUUUGGGAAUUCCUCGUGAUGAAAAAUAAUAAAAAAAAAAAACAUUAAAAUUGAAAUUCUUUGAAUGUUAUCGAAAAAUGUUUACUUACUGAAUAAAUUAAAUGUACAGUAAACAAUAAAAUUAUUCACCAACAAUAA
Drosophila hydei is the source of this 484-nucleotide messenger RNA. Its product is annotated as NADH dehydrogenase [ubiquinone] 1 beta subcomplex subunit 2, mitochondrial-like. The coding region runs from base 79 to 375 and encodes 98 amino acids. The record is from RefSeq and is a predicted model, not a curated record. Gene Ontology annotation, cellular component: mitochondrial inner membrane. NCBI's taxonomy places the organism in Eukaryota, Metazoa, Arthropoda, Insecta, Diptera, Drosophilidae. The transcript has 3 exons.